AUGGCAAAAAAGGUAAUGCAGGAGAAAGGUGUAGAAAAUACUAAGUAUGGAGAAACCAGGGUCCCUAAACAUUUCUUGGAGAAUAACCAUCAAAUAUGUGACUUAAAAUGGAUGGUGCUGGAGGAAAUCAACAUACAGGAGAACAACAGGACGGAGGUCACAGAGUUCCUUCUCUUAGGAUUUCAGGUCAGUCGAGGGUUAAGACUUUUCCUGUUCUGUCUGUUCCUUGUGGUUUAUUGUUUGAUAAUAUGUUGGAAUCUCCUGAUCAUCACCCUGGUGUCCACCAGCAGGAACCUCCACACCCCAAUGUACUUCUUCAUCUCAAAUCUGUCCAUCAGUGACAUCUUGUUAUCGACAGAUAUUGUCCCCAACCUUCUCCACAUCCUACUGAAUAAUGGGGGGACCAUGACUUUUAUUGGCUGUAUGGCUCAGUUUUAUUUUUUCAGCGCCUCAGAAGGAUUUGAAUGUUUCCUCCUCACAGUGAUGUCUUAUGACAGAUAUGUGGCCAUCUGUAAUCCUCUUCGUUACUCCUCUAUCAUGACAAGUGGACAUUGUGUUAUACUUACCGUCAUCUGUUGGUUGUCUGGAUUUAUUAUUAUUUUGACUUACACUGUAACAAUAGCAACGCUAAACUUUUGUGGUUCUAAUAUCAUUGACCAUGUAUUCUGUGACUUUGUUCCUUUACUAGAACUUUCCUGUUCCAACACAUUCAUUGUUCACUUGGAGACCUAUAUCAUAAGUAUUCCAACAAUCCUCAUUCCAACCAUAAUCAUUGUUGUGUCUUAUACUUAUAUUAUUUUAUCAAUCCUAAGGAUCUCAUCCAGUAUUGAUAGACAGAAAGCCUUCUCCACCUGUAGCUCCCACCUUAUUGUGGUCUCCAUAUUUUACUGGACUAUAUUCAUUGUUUAUGUUGUCCCAAGAAAAGGACACACAAUGACCAUGAGUAAAAUCCUCUCCCUGCUAUAUACUGUGUUUACUCCUUUGGUCAACCCUAUUAUAUACAGUCUGAGGAAUAAAGACAUUAAGAAAGCCGUAAAGGAAAUACUUCAUAAGCGGGUGAUCUGCUUUAUGUUCAUUAAUACAAGUUUUUAUGUUCCUGGAUUUCUGACCUUUGUAGCAUUUGCCACAAGGGCAUUUUAG
Messenger RNA from Hyla sarda, 1140 nucleotides. RefSeq names its product olfactory receptor 1020-like. The record is from RefSeq and is a predicted model, not a curated record. Bases 1 to 1140 code for a protein of 379 amino acids. Gene Ontology annotation, cellular component: membrane. Gene Ontology annotation, biological process: G protein-coupled receptor signaling pathway. The transcript has 3 exons. Lineage: Eukaryota; Metazoa; Chordata; Amphibia; Anura; Hylidae. Gene Ontology annotation, molecular function: olfactory receptor activity; G protein-coupled receptor activity.